Molecule: messenger RNA, 756 nt
Organism: Exophiala bonariae
Lineage: Eukaryota; Fungi; Ascomycota; Eurotiomycetes; Chaetothyriales; Herpotrichiellaceae
Exons: 4
Coding region: 1-756 (251 amino acids)
Biological process (GO): regulation of DNA-templated transcription
Molecular function (GO): DNA-binding transcription factor activity, RNA polymerase II-specific; zinc ion binding
Source: RefSeq, a predicted model, not a curated record
AUGACGGAGGAUACGAAUGGAUAUAACGAAUCUCUCCUGCCGGUCGCAGACCACAGUCUAGCGUGCUUGUCGAAUGCCAUGACAAGUGCUCGGCGAAGACCCAAGGCAUGUGACAGUUGUUGGCAGCGCAAAAUUCGCUGUGAUGAACAAAGUGGACGGUGUCAUGGCUCGCAUCUCGUUCGCGGUAAUGGCGAGCCUAUUAGACCUCCACGAAAGUCUCGAAAUGCAUCUCGAAAACGCCCUACUUACCUGGGUUCGCCAGAGCCUGGAAACGGUUUCACGCGCAUGACUCAAAUUGUGGCCUCGCCAUCUCUUGACCGUGAGACUAUUCACAAUGUUAGCAAUGAACCUGGCCAGCAUCUUUUGCUUGGAAGCAAUGUGCAAGUCGGCCAUGGCUCACCAAGCACGGAUCCAUCUCCAGGUAUGCAGUCGCUCACGUCGCGGGACAGCAUGACAGCCACCGGCGUGGAAGGAGUUGUGCUUAUUGAAACGAAUGAGGAUCCGCAAAAGUGCAAGUACGUGGGCAAGACUUCGACGCAGGUGUUGGCCAAAUCGGCAGAAGAGUACUUUAGGCCGGAUGGUUUCUUCCUAGGCGUUAUGGAAUUUUUCUGCCCUUUACUGAGUCAUUCUGAGGAAGUGAUCAUGACGCCAAGACCGAAACACCAGCCUCUGGUCAACAAGGAAACGGCGAUAUCGUGCAUCAAUGGUAAUGUCUUCCGCUGGCUGCGUCCCGGAUUCCUUGAUGAUAAGCAAUGA